UAUAUAUAUAUAUAUAUAUCUGACGUAACGAAAAAACUAGAAAAUAACCUAUUUAUAAGAAAUUGAAAGAAUUGUGCGAUUUAUGUUUAACAAAAAUUAUAAACGUUUGCAAUAAUUUUUAUCAUUCAAUAUGCCUAUCAUUAUGAAAAUUCUAUCACAUAAGACAAAAUUAGGAUUACAAAUAGCGAGAACAUUGACAAAAGAAAUGCGACGAUGUUCUUCAACAAUAUCGACACAAAGUUUGGAAAAGGAUAGCCAAAACACAACAAAUGUAAAUACAGAUUUAAACGAUAGAGCAAUUUCGUUAGAUUAUCGAUUUAUUUAUCCAGAGUUUCUACCUGAUCCAAAUCCAUUACAUCGAAAUUAUAUUAGAGAAAAAUUAGAACGCAUGGAUAUGAUUGCAAGAAGAUCUCAGAUAGAUAUUCCUGAAUUUUAUGUUGGAUCAAUAUUAGCUGUAACAUAUUCUGAACCACAUGCACCUGGAAAAGUAAAUAGAUUUGUUGGAAUAUGUAUCCAAAGGCAAGGCUGUGGAUUAAGAGCGUCAUUUCUUUUAAGAAAUGUGGUAGAUAAUCAAGGUGUUGAAGUUCUUUUUAAUAUGUACGAUCCAUCUCUUCAAAAAAUAGAUUGUUUAAGACUUGAGAAAAGAUUAGAUAACGAAUUAUUUUAUUUACGAGAUGCACCAUUAGAAUAUAGUACUUUUCCAUUUGAUAUGGAUGCAGAAUUAUUACCGGAGGGUGCUUCUGUACCCAUAAAUGAUAUUAAAGUACCACUUAAUCCACGACCAUGGCUAGAAAGAUGGGAACGAAAAGAAUUAAAAGGUGUUACAAAUAUAAUUGUCGGUCAGACCCGACGGCAGAAGGUUGCAGCACAUGCUACACCUUGGGAAAAAUAUGAUCUCAUGAAAAUUUAUAGAGAGACAAUACCUGAAGAAGAACAAAGAGAUAUAUUUGCAGAGGUGCAAUCAAGUCUUCGCGAUUUAGAAAUAGUUCGAUAUAAACAAAAACACGUACGAACCUUUGUACGUCCAAAAAAAAGUGGGUAAAUUUUGUAUUCUUAAACAUAUGUAUAAUUCGGAAAAAAAACUAUAAUCUUUUAUGCUAAUAUAAAUAAAAAAUAUUCUUUGAUUCCUUUCAAUAAAAGUCUCCAAAUAUUUUUUAUUAAUUGAAUAUAAUUUAUAAAUAAAUCAGUUUUUUUUUGUAUAGUAUACACUAUAGUAUACAUAUCACAGUGCAUUAUCAAAAAUAUUACUUGAAAGAAAUAACAGGUUCAUUUGUUUAAGCUUUUUUCUUCAAUUUUUUAUGUCAUCAAUCUGACCUUAUUCUAUAUCAUAAUUAUUGAUAUGUAAUAAUUAUAAUAAUAAUUAAUAAUUACAAUAACUUAAAAUUUGUAAAAAAAAAAAUAUAUGCAUGCAAAGAAGUAUUCAUAAUAAAUGUUAUCAUCAAUUAUUUACUUGUAGUGUAAAAUACAAGAAUGCGCACAUGAAAGAAUGACAAGAAUACAAUAUUUAAAAUGCAUUUAUAUUUAAAAGUAUACUAAUUCUAUUUACACUUACUAAAUCUUUUAUCUUAUAAAUGAUGUUAUAUACAUAGAAGCCAAUAAUAACUAUUUAUAUUAAAAUUUAUAGAAAUGAUGUGAUCAUUUCAUUUACAUAAUUUUUAUGUAUGCAUAUAUACUGUGCAGUAUACAAUAUUUUACGUUUAUUAUAUUAUUUCAUAUUUUAUGCCUAUUACAUUUAUUGCUUUUUAAGAAAGUUUACACAAAUAGAAACUGUUUAAAUUUUGCAUACAUAUAUACUUUGCUAUUCUCGUGUUUCAUGUAAAUGUUUUUCUCUUCUUAAUCAUUCUGCUUAAGUAAUAUAAAUCAAUAUUGUAUAUAAUAAGUAUAUAUUUCUUAUAUUUCGUUUAUAAUAAGAACUUAUAUUUAUUCGGAAGUGAAAAAUUUACAACAGAAAUUAUAAGAUUCAAAUAAUUAAUCUUCAAUACAUAAUCACUGUAAUCUAUAAUUAUUAUUUUUUUAAAAUAACAUACAUAAAAAACGAUUAACAUCUCUAGAUUUUCUGCACUAUGAACAGAAAUGAAAUUCGCGAAAAUGUAACUAACUAGUCAAUAAAGCUACAUUAAUUUCUUUAA
Vespa velutina is the source of this 2129-nucleotide messenger RNA. It is a transcript of the gene mRpL19, whose product is annotated as 39S ribosomal protein L19, mitochondrial. The record is from RefSeq and is a predicted model, not a curated record. The transcript is spliced from 4 exons. Gene Ontology annotation, biological process: translation. Gene Ontology annotation, cellular component: mitochondrial large ribosomal subunit; ribosome. Lineage: Eukaryota; Metazoa; Arthropoda; Insecta; Hymenoptera; Vespidae. Gene Ontology annotation, molecular function: structural constituent of ribosome. Bases 131 to 1042 code for a protein of 303 amino acids.